Fusarium sp. VM40 is the source of this 2031-nucleotide messenger RNA. Lineage: Eukaryota; Fungi; Ascomycota; Sordariomycetes; Hypocreales; Nectriaceae. The record is from the annotation of a GenBank genome assembly.
AUGUCAGAUAAUAACCAGAUUGGCGAAGCUGGUCUUCACCAUCUGCCUCUGCGCUUGAGAGACGGGCGACACAGCGAUGCGCCACUAUCAAAAUUCCCUGUUCUAGGCCAGCGCAAAGGGAAAAGGGUCCCUGAGAGUCUCCAUUUCAACCCUGGCGCAUUCCGUCUUCGAUCACCUACCGAGUCGUCCAUGAGCAGUAUUUCUUCAGCCAACGUCCCAGACUCAGCGACCACGCAUUCCCUUUCAACUUUGGCCAGCCCUAUCAGUACCACCUAUGCCAGCUCUAUCCAGGAACAAUUUGCAGCUGCGACACUCGACAGCUCAAGGCCGGCCAGUCGCAUCUGCCAUCGCCACAAUCCUUCCAGUGGAACUUGCUCAACGUUUGUGAAUGAAGACGACGAUGCCAUCAUCACGGGUUAUCCGGAGUUUGACCUCAAGAUCCGCAAUGUUCAUGAUGCACAGCGCCGACCUGCUGUUCAAGAGCUUUGCCUUGCAAGCACAGAGUCUUUCAUCAAAGAAGAGAGAGUUCAUACGCCUACAGAAUCUCACCACACAGAAGACAUCCCUUCCGGUGAUGCCGAUGAAGAAGAUUCAGAAGAUGUCUCACCAGACGAUGCAAACCUGGUGCUCAACUACGCUCUUCAAAUCAUUUACGGCGUUGACAUGAAUGAUGUUUCAAUCUCUCAAGACAAAGUACAAAGUCUUAUAUCCAACUUCACCCAAGAGAUAGACCAGCACAUCUGGCAAUCUGCCUCAGACGGCCAACUCUCACACACAAUGUCAACGUCAAGCUCAUCGUCAUCGCCCUCCCAGGACGCCCCCGGCAACGACCGACGGGGUGGAAAGCGGAAGAAGCAGGGAAGACGCGAAGAUGACGGUGAUGAAUUCAGCGACGGCGAGGGCUCGGGCUAUCUGCAGACAAAGCGCAUACGGCCCAACCCCAAAGGAGAUGAGAAUCUUCGACUCAGCUGCCCGUUCCGGAAGCGAAAUCCCCAUCGCUUCAAUGUGAGAGAUCAUCAUAGCUGCGCAAUGACUUAUUUCCCCAAAUUUGCAGAACUCAGACAACACAUUGUAAAGCAGCAUAAACGCGACGAUCCGUCUGCGUAUGUCUGCGACCGAUGCAGUCGUGACUUUCCCACACGCAAGGAACUGCGCGAUCAUCAACGUCUCCCGAAGGAGUAUAUGUGCGAUAUCGCCGACGCAGAUGCUGAAAGUGGGAUUGACCCUCAGACUGCGACCAAGUUGUUGAGCAGGAAGCGAGCGAGUGGUACAUCGCCCGAAGUUCAGUGGAAGGAGAUUUGGAAUAUUGUCUUCCCUGACGAUGACGACAGUGAUGUCCGGCCCUAUGAAUAUACUCCUGUUAUUGAGCAUUUCGAAGUCGCUGCCAAGUAUCAAGAAGCUUUUGAACAGCUAAAACUCUCUCUUCUGGACAAGAUUUCCAACCCCGCGACUCUGGAAACUCUCUCCACGAAAUUCUACCAAUGCUUCAUCGAGACACUAGACCAUUGUAUCAACGAUGCCCAGAGUAUGCCUUAUACAAACCGCAGCAACAAAAAGAACGACAUCGUCCGAUCUCAAGCACCGCAGAGUAUCGUCCAGCGUAAGGGUCGUGAUAUCAUGCCCCGUCCUGACUCUGGUGUUGUGAUGGACGAUGGCUCUGAAGAGAGCGGCAGUGUAAUGGGGACGGGUCUUGGCCAUAGGGAUAGUCUAAGGACUGUUCGUAGUGCCACGAACCGAGGGAGUCAAGUCCCUGAAACAGUCCGCGAGAUCGUUCCACCAACGUCGAUGGGCACUGGCUUUGAUAUGAUGCAGCAGCCUAUGCUUAGCAUGUCCAAUGGCCAGAUUGGUCCGGCCGAUGUACAAGCCUGGAACAACGGCGUGUUAUAUCCUCAGUUGGUGGCAGAUCAACUCAUACCAGCUGGUGGAAUGACGCCGCAGACUGAGUAUGUGAACUGGGGACAGAUAUAUCCUGGGUUUGAUUCUUUGGGCAAUGUCCAGGGUGGCUUUACAGGUUUUAAUGGACAGCAGUGA